AUGGGCACCGUGCUGUCCCUCUCCCCGGGCUCCCGGAAGGCCAGCCUGUACGAGGAGGGCUCCUCCGGCUCGCUGGCGCACUACCCGGGCGUGCCGAGCGCCAAGGGCAGCGGGCAGAAGGUGGACAAGAACCUCAAGCGCCACUCCAUGUUCAUCCCGGCCUUGACCUGGAAGCGGCUGGUGGCCUCCACCAAGAAGAAAGGCUCCCGGGGCGGGGGGAAGGGGCCUGCCCACAAUAACAACAACAACCACCCCCACGCCAAGGAUGUGGCCCUCCUCAACCACGAGAACGUCAAGAAGUCGCUGUCCUGCGCCAACCUCGCCAGCUACGAUGGGGGCGGGCCGCCCUUGGCGCCACUCAGCGCCAAGCGCAUCUCCACCACCUCCGUCUCCUCCCUCAAGCCGGGCGCCUUCCUGGGCGGGGGCAGCUCGGCCUCCCCGCGGCGCGUGGUCGUCCAGGCCUCCACCAGCGAGCUGCUCAAGUGCCUGGGCGAAUUCCUCUGCCGCCGGUGUUACCGCCUCAAGCACCUGUCGCCCACGGAGCCCAUCCUGUGGCUGCGCAGUGUGGACCGCUCGCUGCUGUUACAGGGCUGGCAGGACCAGGCCUUCAUCACCCCGGUCAACGUGGUCUUCGUCUACCUGCUGUGCCGGGAGGUGAUCGACGGGGAUUCGGUCUCCAGCGAGCACAACCUGCAGGCGGCGCUGCUCACCUGCCUCUAUCUGUCCUACUCCUACAUGGGCAACGAGAUCUCCUACCCGCUCAAGCCCUUCCUGGUGGAGGCGGCGAAGGACGCCUUCUGGGACCGGUGCCUUCGCAUCAUCAACGCCAUGAGUGGCAAGAUGCUCCGGAUCAACGCCGACCCCCACUACUUCACCCAGGUCUUCGCCGACCUCAAAAACGAAGGCAGCACCCGCGAGGACUUUGCUCGCGUCCUGGACCGGUGA
This is a messenger RNA of Emys orbicularis (European pond turtle), 945 nucleotides long. Its product is annotated as cyclin-dependent kinase 5 activator 1-like. NCBI's taxonomy places the organism in Eukaryota, Metazoa, Chordata, Testudines, Emydidae. Bases 1 to 945 code for a protein of 314 amino acids. The record is from RefSeq and is a predicted model, not a curated record. Gene Ontology annotation, molecular function: cyclin-dependent protein serine/threonine kinase activator activity; protein kinase binding. Gene Ontology annotation, biological process: axon guidance; brain development. The transcript has a single exon. Gene Ontology annotation, cellular component: protein kinase 5 complex; cytoplasm; growth cone.